GCCUUCCCCACAAUGCACCUCGCGCCGCAGCCUCAUAAUAUGGCGGACACUCUUGAAAGCGAAUUAGGUCAGUCAGCGGAGCAGCAAGCUGAGCUGCUGCUGACUUUUAAAAAUGGUGGGUUUUCAUCGUCAUCUUCAUCCUCCUCCUCGUCUGCCUUCUCACAGUCCCAGGAACCGCAGCAGGACUUCUCUCCCCUGUCUGCACUGGGCUUGCAGCGGGUGGGCGAAGAGAGACCUUCACCAUCCAAAGAGCCGAGCAUACAGUUAAACCGUCGAGGAAUGCCUGCGCGGAUGAGAAAGAAAAACCGCUUGUAUUACGAUGAUGACCUGGUGAGCUCCCCCACACAGAUGAAGUCUCCCAAGAAAACGCCUCGAGGCACGCCUAAGAAACAGCCAAAUCCACAACCCAUGCCACUUGCUCCAGUAAAACUAGGUGAAGGCAUCAGUGCUCCUCACAGUAAUCCAGUGAUUGCCAUGGAACCACAAACCAUCACCACCCCAGACAAAAAAGUCGCACAGCAAAAUGGUGUAAGGCUGCGGAAUUUUCUCAAGCUCCCACAGGCUCACAAAUGGGUGUACUUUGAAUGGUUCUAUUCAAAUAUUGACAAACCUUUGUUUGGUGGUGAGAAUGACUUCCAAAUUGUGUUGAAGGAAGCCUUUCCACAACUACAAACACGCAAACUAACACGUCGACAGUGGGGGAUGAUCAGACGAAUGAUGGGCAAACCAAGAAGGUGUUCACAGGCUUUCUUCCAAGAGGAACGCCAAUCUCUUGAUAAGAAGAGACAUGUUUUGCGGUUGUUACAGCAGCGAAAGAUAACAGACAUUAAUACCCUCAAGGACUUUCCACUACCAGACCAGAUACCUAUGCAGUUAGUUAUUGGUACAAAGGUCACUGCAAGGAUCAGAAAACCAGAAAAUGGGCUCUACACAGGAGUGAUUGAUGCAGUGGAUACAUCAGACAACACAUACCGGAUAACAUUCGACCGUCAUGGCAUUGGUACACAUUCAAUCCCAGACUAUGAAGUUCUGUCUAGUGAAGUAGCAGAGAUAAUGCCAUUGUCGAGUUUUUCUCAAAAAUUCCGUCCACGCCCCCCUCUGGGUAUGGUGACCCCUCCUCGGCCUCUGCUUCCAAAGUUAGAACCAGGGAGUGUAGGCGCAGAUAGCCCUGCUCUCUCUCUUACCAACGACCCUAUCUUGGCCCAGUCUCCUCUCAAGUCAUCCAAGAUAUCCAUGGAUGAUACAUUGGGAGGAUUCCCAGUCAGAUGCUUAGUACAGAUAGUGCAACUCUCUAAAAUACUUAGAGCAAAGCGGGAAAAGAUUGGCGCACUGAGAGACAUGAAUGCGCAAGCUGAAAAACAACGCAGUUAUAGCCAGGAGUUGAAUGUGGACUUCCAACGAAGAUAUGCAGCCUUAGUUUUAGACAUUGAAAAGCUAAACCGAGACCUGAACCAGCACCUUGUAGUAGUUCAGCAGUUUUGCCAGGAGAUUGCUCCAGAGCAAGGCUUGCCAGGGCCCACACUUCUCCCAGGCCAGAUCAGAGAGCGGUGCUAUGAAGAAGCUGCAACUAUUGUGGACGUAACCAACCACUCGAGUGGGUCACCACAGGUCAGCAGCCCAGCCAUUCUGGACCUGAUUACCAAGCUCACUUCUCUUAUGCUGCAGAUGAAGAACCUGACGGAAACCGAAGUCAGUGCUUAUGAGCUGACAUCGCUACAGCAGACUCUAAAUGAAAUUCGCAGUUCUCUAGAUGAGUCAAACAGGGUGGCCUUCCAGAACAACAUUGAAGUCCAUCUGACUCACAUUAUGUCUGCUGUCUCUCAAAUGGGAACUCUUCAGGCCUUCAACAGUCACAAUGGUACCUCUGUGUAAGAGAUGUUUGAUUGGCCUUGGCACAGUAGUGUGUCAUUUUAGACUGUUAAUUGGGACCUGUGACUUUCUCUUCUUGAAUUAUCAUUUGUCAUAUUUUUUGCAAUUUCCUUAAGUAAGGUGCACGAUCUCGUCAUGACUGCUCAUAAACUUGAUGUACAUUUUUACAUACAUAACGUACCUUGGUCAUAGUGUUGACAGACCCAUGUAUUCCAGUUAUCAAAUGGGACAGACACUUUCUUAGGUAUGGUUCUGAAAUAAUAAGGGCUAGGAACUGCUCACUCUUAGGACCCUUGAGUCCAUAAUCUGUAUUUUUGUCAUAUAUUAGGAUUAUUGUUAUGCAGAUUGAGUAAUUUUUAUUUAUUCUUUGUUUUUUGUUUAUAGAUACUGUCAUAUAUCUGUGCAGGCCUUGUGAAUUCAGUGAUGUAGGUUAAUAACCAUAUAUUUACAGAUAAGCAGUUCAUCACUGAGAGGAAAGUUUUUGGAUUUAUUAUCAGUCCAAAAGUUUGAGACAAUCUGUUGUGAUAAUAGACUGUCAAAUGAUUAUUACUGAAUUAAAUGGUUCAUCGUCUGACAGGCAGACAGCAAAGCCAAAGAAAUAUUCUUUUGUUUAAAUCAGGCCAUAAAAUGCCGAUGGAUUAAUCCACUCGGAUCUAUAGAUUUAUAUUUUUUAAGGAUGUCAUGUAGAAAGACUGUAAAUUUUAAUUAAUGUGGAAAAUCAUUUAUGGAGAAUCUAAUUAAGAUAAUAUGAUACUGCUUCUAUUUACAUUUGUUUAUCAGUGACUAUUCCAGGUAGGCCUUUUGAAGGUACAUUAAUUUCAGUAGCAGGGAAUAGUAAGUAUUCUGUUCUCUCCGAGCUAUGGGAAUUUUGAAUCUCUUGAUGUCUAGGACAGCAGUUUAAUGUAACCAUAUUUUUCUUUCUUGCUUGCUUUUUCUACACCUUAACAAUCAAGAACUCAUCUAAGUGCAGUUGAAUUUUUUUUUUUUCUUUUACUAACAGGUAAAGAUCAGGAUUGAGUGCUAAGAGGUGAUAUUUAAUCUGGUUGUUAAAAUGUCUUUUCCCUGUGGAAAAUAUGAUGCAGAAAGUUAAAAGCAUUCACUGAUUAUCUUUGUCAUGAUCUGUAAGAUUUGUUUACCAGUUUUUAUGUGAAGCUUGCUUUCCUUUUGGAAUAUAUGUUUUGACCUCAUAAAAGAAAAAAAAUAACCAGGAAAGGACUUGCAGUCCUGAUUUCUGCAUUGUGUAUGUUGACCUGAAAGUAGUUAAUUAAAAAAUCUGAUGUGUAUUCACUCAAAGAAUUAUGGUAUUGGUUUCAACAUGAUUAAAUCCACAGCUGAGAAAAAAUUAACUGAAGAAUGUUAGUACUUCGAAAUGUGUAAGUAACUGAUGAUGGUUGAAGCUUGUCUGGAUUGAACACAGGAUCUUGUACAACUCUGAAGUGGACAUAAGCAUUAAGUGUAGUUGCUUGUUAUACAGUUACAAUGGAUAAAAGUUGUAAACCACUGUAUUUAGGUCUUGUUGUAUGUUGUAGGUAAUAUUUGUGGUGAAGAACAGCUGUGAUUGCUUUCUGGAAGUGAUUUUCAGAGGCAUUUGUUGAUGCAUUUUCUGAGUUCAUUCAUCUGUAUGAUUAUUGUAGUAACUAUAAUUUCCAUGUGUUUGUCAUCUUACUUCUCUUUAUGUACUUGGUUGUUUGGGGGAAGAAAUUGUGUUGAAAGCAGUUCCUAGGGAGUAUUCAGAGGCAUUUAUAUUGUAUUUUGUCAGCUGUAUUAAUUUUGGAGUCUAGUUUGAAUGCAUAAAAUCAAUUCAUAAUGUUGGUUUUAAAAUUAAUAUCAUGGUCACUAGAAUUCAGUUAAUUUCUUACAACUUAAAUUAAGAGGGUAAGAGAAAAGGUAUAUGAAAGGUUAUAUACAGGAUUUAUGAUACAUGAAUUUCAUUUUAGACUGACUAUGCUUGUCAAAUCUUGCAUUUUCCAAUUGUAGCAGGGGUAUGAACAAAUUCAAUGGAAUCAAGAAUUAAAUAUACCUUUGACAAUAAAGAAAAUAGGUUUAUUUUAGUUUUGCUAUUACAGUAUCUCCAUAAAAAUUUGCAAAUUUUAAAAUAUUAUUUGAAUAUUUUUAUAGAAGACAAAUAACAGAGAAUGCCAUAGCUUUAUAAUCUUUAUAAGUUGGGUAUAUAAAUUCUUUCUCUGAACCAGUUUUUUUGUGGAGAGGGAUAAUAUUCCAACUAAAUUUAUAAUGCUUAAAGGGGUCUCCAUUCUGAAAUCUUGCAGAGAUUUUUUUACCUUUUGCUUUCCUAUUUGAUUUUGUUUGUGUCUCAUCUUGUAAAUGGAUACUGUACUCCUUUUAAGGGAGAUUCUACCUGGAUUAUUUUAUAUUUCUGAGAGACAUUAACUGAGAAAAAAUAUUUUAUUGUGUUGUAUAUAUGACAAAAUUAGAUAUUUCAGUUUUAUUCUCAGUAUGGACAUGUGUUUAUCUGAUUGUAACAACUAUUAAUGGCCAUAGUGUAUCUAAUAGUUUUAUUCAGUUAAUUACUUUUGUUAUUGAAAUUUCUAGUCAUAAUUAGGAUUAACAGAUUGUUGCUCCGGUAAAGUUUAAUAGAGUAUGGGUGUUCAGUGCCUCGCCAAUCCAAGGUGUAAGGAAAUAUUUGCCCAAGGUAAAUCUGUUGUAUUUUAUUUCCCCAUGAUAGAGAUGUCAUAAUGUGAGUAGGUUUUGUGGAAUCUCUUUACUAGCAAAAAGAGAAAAAAGAAAGAAAGAAAAAAGAAAACAUUUGUGCUGUGCACAUAUUUGUGUUCAUAGUCUGGUAACUAUGAUGAAAUGCUGCAGCCAAAUUCUCCCAAGAAACUGGUGCAAUUUUUUUUUUUUUUUUUUUUACCACGUUAUUUUUUCCCUAUAUUUUACAAUAGUUUCACUUGUGCAGUCAGGACAAUAAUAGUUAAGCUAGUUUAGGGGAGGCCUUUGACUUUGUGUAUGGAAGUUGUAUGGUUGCAAGGAUGCCCAUUACCAUUCCAAAAUAUACUGUCCUUAGUGAAUGGUCUAAACUUGGUUAAAUAUUAAUUGUUGUGCCUGUACUUGUCUUGCACACAGGGAGUUUAGUUAGCUUUAAGUCUACCUGCUGAGAUCAAUCAAGACUUUGAGUGUGGCCUUUUAUCAUCAAAAAUUAGAGAAAAAAAGUAUAAAAAUAAAAAAAAUCGGUGUACUGGAGUUUAGUCAUAGGUUUACAUAGACACCCUGAAAUUGAACUGCGCUUCUAGAUUCCUGUGUGUUGUCUGUUUUUUCUUUUUCUCUUUCUUUUUUAAUAUAUAUUUUUUUUUUGUUGUGGUUCUUGUGCAUGAUUCAUUCUGAUUUAUUUCUCUUCUGUUAAAGGUUUGGUGUAUAUAAUUUGAAAAAACAAGAAAAAAAAAAAAUGUAGAGAAUCAUGUUACACAAAUGUACAUAUGUAAAGAGAGGAAUACUAUUUUAAAAGUUA
This is a messenger RNA of Penaeus chinensis, 5332 nucleotides long. Its product is annotated as protein lin-9 homolog. Lineage: Eukaryota; Metazoa; Arthropoda; Malacostraca; Decapoda; Penaeidae. Gene Ontology annotation, biological process: DNA-templated transcription; regulation of transcription by RNA polymerase II; regulation of cell cycle. The coding region runs from base 13 to 1872 and encodes 619 amino acids. Gene Ontology annotation, cellular component: transcription repressor complex; nucleoplasm. The transcript is spliced from 13 exons. Gene Ontology annotation, molecular function: DNA binding. The record is from RefSeq and is a predicted model, not a curated record.